This is a messenger RNA of Penicillium macrosclerotiorum, 1020 nucleotides long. Its product is annotated as putative monooxygenase. The record is from RefSeq and is a predicted model, not a curated record. The transcript is spliced from 3 exons. The coding region runs from base 1 to 1020 and encodes 339 amino acids. NCBI's taxonomy places the organism in Eukaryota, Fungi, Ascomycota, Eurotiomycetes, Eurotiales, Aspergillaceae. Gene Ontology annotation, molecular function: FAD binding.
AUGGAUACGAAUGUUGUUAUUGUUGGCGCAGGACCAUCAGGUCUGGUCCUGGGGCUUUUUCUCGCCCAGUAUCAAGUUAAGUCCAUUAUUCUAGAGAAGGAACACGAGAUCACCAGUGAUCCGAGGGGUGUGGUGCUCACAGGUGAUGCAUUGCGAUCUCUGUGGAAGCUGGGCUUGGGGAAGCGGAUGGCGUGGAUAGGACAAGGUGCCUCUGAGCCUAUCUUCCAUGAGUGGUUUCAAAUUCUAAUCGCCGCAUAUGCAACAAAAGAGGUCGCGCUGCGAGACCAGGUGGCAGCCUCGGAAUUCUGUACGCUCAGGUCCUCAUGUGAGGUUGUGGAGCACGAGCACAAUACAGAGGGUGUCACUGUCCAUUACCUAGACCCUGAAGAAAAACUCUAUCAAGUUCAUGCGCUCUAUUUAAUUGGAGCAGAUGGAAAACGAGGCAUUGUUCGUAAAUGCUUUCUUGAAAAGUCCGCCGGCAUCCGGCAGGAGACUGGAAUAUUCGAGUACGAGGGCACUUGGAUUGCGGCGAACUUAAAGAUAACUCUCCCAACGAGGAAAUCUCACCCAGAGUUCCCGCUAUGGAAAUUUGGAUACACCGAGGAAGCGGUCUAUGAUCUAUUCUGGCCAGCCAACUGGCACUUUUGCCGACCACCAGGGAAGCCGGUGGCGUGCGGGCGAUUUGGCCCACUAUCGGAGCGACUAUGGCGACAUGAAUUUGCUGUUCCAGAAUGGAACUACAACGAUGACGACGAAUCGUCAGAAGCGCAUAACAUAUUCUGGGAACACCUCACUCCGAUGAUCACACGAACCGUGCGUGUCUCAAGGGGAGAAGCGGCCACCGUCACCUUUCCAAGUGACUGCAUCCAAGUCCUUCGCUGCCGUCCAUUCCGCUUCUCUCACAAAGUUGUCAAUCGAUGGUACUCUGGGCGCAUCGCUCUUAUUGGAGAUGCUGCCCAUGUAUUUCCCCCUUUGGUGGCCAGGGUGUUGCCUGUGGGGUUGGGGAUGCCGAGGGCCUAG